UUCGUUUUCCACUGAAGUGCGUGAAUUUCAUACCAAACCCAUACUUCGCAUUCCACCUAUACUGUCAAACCGGGAGAAAUAUUACUGAAAACAAUAGAACACCAAGAUAAAUAUAACUUUAAAGAAAUAAACCUCGUCCAGUUCUAUCGGUAGAGGUGUUUCUCAAUAAAGAGAAUCUCCAGAGAGAAACGACAGAAGAAGUGUUUGGAGAGAUCUUUCACCUCUUUUUCUACGUUAUCAGUACUUGUGUAGUGUGGGGGCUCGUGGCAGGGCCUGGUAGGAGCCGGCACCAUUGCGUCCAACAAGUGGAGUGCCAACGGCAGCCCGGAGCAGGGGCUGGAGGAUGGGGGUGAUGAGCUGGACAAGGCCAUGGAUGGAGACGCCGAGGGCGUGUGGAGCCCUGACAUCGAGCAGAGCUUUCAGGAGGCACUGGCUAUAUAUCCGCCCUGUGGACGGCGCAAGAUCAUCCUGUCGGACGAGGGAAAGAUGUACGGCCGCAAUGAACUUAUUGCGAGAUACAUCAAGCUGAGAACAGGCAAAACCCGUACAAGAAAACAGGUUUCUAGCCAUUUGCAGGUUCUUGCCCGGAGAAAAUCUCGCGAGAUACAGUCAAAGCUGAAGGAUCAAGCGUCCAAAGACAAAGCUCUCCAGAACAUGGCGGCACUUUCCUCCGCUCAGAUCGUGUCUCCGAGUCUAAUCAGAAAACCUCUUCCGCCUCUUCCACAGUCCCCUUACCCUCCAACUGCAAGGUUCUGGCCGACCCCUAUCCCAGGUCAACCCGGACCCUCUGAGGAGCUGGUUCUUAAGCACAAUCCAGGAAGAAGUCCUGGGCUUGGCCGCACCAGCUACGCCAUCAAGCCAUUUGCACCAACUCCUUACUCAAACAUACCUGGACCUGUUCAAGCACCCUUAGCAUAUGAGUCUCUGGCCCCUCCUCUGCCACCAGUUGCCACUGCAGUGCCCGUGUGGCAGGAUCGCACCAUCGCCUCCUCCAAACUGCGUCUUCUGGAGUACUCCGCGUUCAUGGAGGUCCCGCAAGACCAGGACUCUUACAGCAAACACCUGUUUGUUCACAUUGGCCAGACCAACCCCUCCUACAGCGACCCUCUGCUGGAGGCGGUGGACAUCCGACAAAUCUACGACAAGUUCCCAGAGAAGACGGGAGGACUCAAGGAGCUGUACGAGAAGGGCCCUCAAAACGCCUUCUUCCUCGUCAAAUUUUGGGCGGAUCUGAACAACAGCGGCGUUCAGGAUGGACCGGGCUCCUUCUACGGAGUCAGCAGUCAGUACAGCAGCUCAGAGAACAUGACCAUCACCGUCUCAACCAAAGUCUGCUCUUUCGGGAAGCAAGUGGUGGAAAAAGUGGAGACCGAGUAUGCUCGUGCCGAGGGAGGGAAGUGUUUAUAUCGGAUCCAUCGCUCUCCCAUGUGUGAAUAUAUGAUCAACUUCAUCCACAAGCUCAAGCACCUGCCUGAGAAAUACAUGAUGAACAGCGUAUUAGAAAACUUCACCAUCUUACAGGUGGUGACCAACAGGGAAACCCAGGAGACUCUGCUGUGUAUAGCGUUUGUAUUUGAAGUUUCGACGAGUGAACACGGGGCACAAUACCACGUCUAUCGGCUCAUUAAAGACUAGCGCCGACAACAGACUUCUGUUGCUUUGCACAGUCCCUCCAUCACACGUAUGGAGGAAUAUGCCAAAUUGUCCAAACAUCGGAGGAAUACGCCUAAAUGUUACAAAAAACCAAAUGUUUUGCUUUUGUUCUAAACCUGGUACAGAAUUUGAGUCUUUGAGGACAUAAAACAUAUAGUAUUACUCUGUAAAAAAAAAACAACAACAACAAAAAAAACUAAAAAAAAACUUUUUUGUAUUUGUUUUAAAAUGCCUUAAAUACUUAAUGGGUCACGUUGGUUUUGUUGCAUAUACAGAUCAUAGAUGUCUUUUGAGCUUCGUUGUGUCUCCACGGAGGGAAUGUGAAUGUGUUUUGAUGGGAAAGAAUGUGUGCUGUUUGUGAAUAUUACAUGCAGCAUUUUACAGUGAUAUAAGGGUGAAUCUCACAAAGAAAUGUCUCAUUUUACCCUAAAAUAAAAAAAAAAAAGACCACUUUUGUAUGUUAUUUUCAAGAACCACAAAAUUUCUCCCGAAAUUCUUAUCAUAGUACAAGAGAAAAUGCUAAUUUAUACAUUUUUAAAAUUAGAAAAAUUAGGAUAAAGGCAGUGCUUUUUUUGUAUUACAGUAAAAAGUUUUUAGGAAGCAAUGUGAUUAAUGAUCUUCAAUAUAUUGUCGUAAUGGAAAAAAGAAAAAAAAAGUUUUUUUUAAUGCAUUUUAAUAAAGAAAAAAAUAAUUGUAACUUUUUUCUUUUGAUUUUGGGGUGAAAUAUGAAAUGGACAUGUUGUCGCCAGGUUUUGUGAGAUUUCCUGAUGUGUAAUUGAGGACCAGGUCGGCCAGCAGAGGGUUUAUGUUCAUCUUUAUAAAGGACGGACGUACUGCAAACACACUGCAGUUAAAGUUCAGGAAAACAAUGCCUGGACUUUAUUUAAUUGAAUAACUGCAGAUGUUACUUGUUUCAUCGGCUGUCCUUUGAACAAGACAAAAGGCGUCAGAAACCGUUUUGCAGGUACUAAAGGAUUUUGAGUAGUUGACCCAAAUGUGAGUGAGUGCCUUUCUUCAAACAACACAAAUCGAUUGAUACUCUGAAGUGCCUUUUGACUACCUCUUGACAUAAACUAGUAGGAAUAGAUAAAGCGAUCAAUUUCUUUUAUGCUACAAGGUGACAAAGUAUUUAACUCUGCUGUUCAUCGAAGCUUUCACGAGAUGCAUGAACCGAGGAAAAGUCAAGUGUGAAUGUCACUCUGGUACAAACAAAGUGCUGCCCGUCGAGAUUUUAAACAUUUAAUCCUGGAACAAUACUUUGGAGUUGUUUUGUCUUUUUAAGUCAGAGGAUGUUGCAUUGCUGUCGUAUCUGGUGCUUUUUAAAACCUUGAAGAGAAUGUUUGUUUUUCCAAGCUGUUUUUUACUCAAGUCUUUCUUUUUUUUCACCAUCACAAUGUAUCUGCACUGUGUACCUUUUGUUUUUCUUCUUCUCUGAAUUACAUGUCAGAUCCUUUAGUUUUGAGUUCAAGCAUCAGUUUUUCUUGUAUUGCUGGUGUUAAAGUGUAAAAGGGAAAGUCAUUAGUGUCACCCUGUACGUCAGCACUGACGUUCUUAUCUCUCUAAAUCUCAUUUUUAGAUGUACAUAAACUUUUUUAGAACAAGAAUGCACCAGGUGUUUGACAUGGAAUUAUAGAAAUAUGCCAUUUUAAUAGUGCUGAACUGAGAUCAUGUUUUGCUACUACUGAAAAUGUAAUGUUUGUUUUCCCAUUAGAGAACUAAAAACUUGAAUUUUCGACCCGAUACAAUGUUUCAAUGUUUUUUUUUUAAAGCCAUGUAGCGUUUUUGUUCCACUCGCCCCUAAAAUUGAAAGACGGCACCGUUCGUAUGGAUAAUGUUCUUGGGAUGGUUGUUAGGCAUGAGUUACAUUUUUAUUGUCUAAGAUGCGUUCUGAAGGUACUGCGAAUUCUUGGGUACACCUUAAAAAAUGGAAAUGUAAUGUAUAUUGGUACAGCCUUUACCUACUAUUUUGUGUUUGAACUUCAGUGACGACAAUUUCCUCAAUUGUAUUUGUUCUUAUAGGCUUUUUUGUUUCCUUUUUAUAAUUAUUGUUGUUAUAGUUAUUAAUUUUAUGUUUGCUCUUCGACUUUCGAUUGAUGUUAUAUGCAUACAUUGAAAAUGUUGUGUGUUACUGUUAUUUUAUGCCAUAAUUAAGUGGUGUUGGCAAAAGCUUUCCCCUUGUUUUUAAGAGUGGCCUUGGUUACCAGUUGUACAUUGCAAUUAUGUAUAUCUUAAAUGUUAGGGUUUGUACAAUAUAAUCAAAACAAUCUAUAGCAAUACCAAUAAAAUGGCAUGGGUCUCCUUGGACCAUAUUUCUUAAACCACA
This is a messenger RNA of Carassius carassius (crucian carp), 3976 nucleotides long. Its product is annotated as transcriptional enhancer factor TEF-5-like. The coding region runs from base 370 to 1635 and encodes 421 amino acids. Gene Ontology annotation, biological process: regulation of transcription by RNA polymerase II; hippo signaling; embryonic organ development. Gene Ontology annotation, molecular function: RNA polymerase II cis-regulatory region sequence-specific DNA binding; DNA-binding transcription factor activity, RNA polymerase II-specific. Gene Ontology annotation, cellular component: transcription regulator complex. The record is from RefSeq and is a predicted model, not a curated record. NCBI's taxonomy places the organism in Eukaryota, Metazoa, Chordata, Actinopteri, Cypriniformes, Cyprinidae. The transcript is spliced from 14 exons.